AUGACGGUUGAAGUUAAGCCAAUCAUUACAUCCAUUUUGGAUACAGAUGCAUAUAAAUUACACAUGCAACAGGCCGUUUUUCACAUGUACCCUUCUGUGAAAGGCUCCUUUGAGUUUUAUUGCCGUAAUAAGGAUGAUCAUCUUGGUAACAUUGCAGAUGCUGUUAAGAAGCAGGUGGAACUUAUGCAAUAUAUUUCAUUAACAGAUGAAGAAUAUGAAUACUUGUCUUCAAAGCGAUACUUACGUAAAGACUAUCUUAAUUGGCUUCGUCAGUAUCGAUUUAAUCCACAGCAAGUCACUAUCCGAGCUCUUCCCAUCGCAACCAAUACAACCAAUGGGAAUAAAAGUGGUGAUAGUCAUAAUAAUAAUAAUAAUGAAACCAAUCUCAGCAUCUCUAUUGAAGGUCCCUGGGUGGAGACUAUACUUUGGGAGGUUCCAUUAUUGGCUAUUGUGAGUGAAGUGACGCAUCGUCUACGAACACCACAUAUUGGAGUAACAGAGGCCAUAUCGCAUCUCAACAAUAAACUUGAUAAUUUCUUCGCAAAUACACCUGAAGAGACGAUUGAGACCUUUCGUGUCUCUGAUUUUGGUACCAGACGACGUUACAGUUUUGAAGUACAGGAGGCGGUUGUAAAGACUCUUCAGUCACAUCCUAAGUUUGGUUCUUAUUUCUGCGGUACCAGUAAUUAUCUUCUAGCCAUGAAAUAUCAUCUUCAGGCGGUGGGUACACAAGCACAUGAGUGGUUUCAGGCCCAUCAACAACUCACACCUGUAUUACGAGACUCACAGCGAGUGGCACUCACACAGUGGCUUGUGGAAUAUCCGCAGGAUCUCCAUAUUGCCCUCACAGACUGUAUAUCAAUGGAUAUUUUCCUGAAGGAUUUCAGUAAAGAUCUCGCCGAUGCCUAUAAUGGACUCCGUCACGACUCGGGUGAUCCAUUUGAGUGGGGACGUAAAGCCAUUACACACUAUCAACAUCUUGGUAUUGAUACGAAAAGUAAAACCCUCGUCUUUUCAGACUCUUUAGAUCUUGAAAAGGCCGCCACUUUACAUCGCACCUUUGCUAAUAAAAUUCAAGUUCUCUGUGGGAUUGGCACCCAACUCACCUGUUCUAUUCCCGGAGUGCGUCCACUGAAUAUUGUAAUUAAAAUGACGGGAUGUGAAGGAAAGCCGGUGGCGAAGAUUUCAGAUGCGCCGGGGAAAAGUAUGGUCCACGACUGCAGUUUCGUGUCGGAACUCCAACGGGUGUUUGGACUCCCCACAGUCUCCUGCGCGGCGGCUGGGAAGAGUGAAGCCAUUCAUGGCGCCUAA
Trypanosoma theileri is the source of this 1311-nucleotide messenger RNA. RefSeq names its product putative nicotinate phosphoribosyltransferase. Gene Ontology annotation, molecular function: nicotinate phosphoribosyltransferase activity. The transcript has a single exon. Gene Ontology annotation, biological process: NAD+ biosynthetic process. The record is from RefSeq and is a predicted model, not a curated record. Lineage: Eukaryota; Euglenozoa; Kinetoplastea; Trypanosomatida; Trypanosomatidae. Bases 1 to 1311 code for a protein of 436 amino acids.